This is a messenger RNA of Adineta ricciae, 1131 nucleotides long. The record is from the annotation of a GenBank genome assembly. Lineage: Eukaryota; Metazoa; Rotifera; Eurotatoria; Adinetida; Adinetidae.
AUGGCGGAUCGUUUGGCCUGGACAGAUGGACAAUUGCAUAUGGGUGAAACGAUCAUAACAACACAAACUGGAGUUUCAAUCUAUGAUGGAUCGGAUAAAACGGAUUAUCAAAAAGGAUUCAUUACAUUGACUACUAAUCGAAUCAUAUGGAAGGAUAAUUCAGCACAGAUGGAAUUACCACUUUCAGUGAUUAUAUUCAGUGAAAAGAAAGAUGCGUCAUUUACUUCAAAAGCUCGCCUUAUCUGCGCAGUGUCGCGAGGUCAAGAAUCGAAACGACCAGGCCCAUUUGCAAGUAGUCGUCAUGAUGAAAUACAGUUUGAAUUUCGCGACGGUGGCUGUAACGAUUUUUUACGGUUAAUUCAAGAAGAACUAGUUAAAAAACGUUGGUUAUUACAAGCAAUAAAACCAACAGCAGCAACAACUACUACCAGUGAUCGCACACAUCGAGCAGGUAUAUCGGGUAUUGAAAGUCAUAUACAACAUCAAUUGAAUACUCAACAACAGUCGAUUAGUAGUGCUUUUCAAGAUUUGAAUAAACUUAUGCAGCAGGCGAAAGAGAUGGUCACCAUAUCGAAAACAAUUACCAACAAAAUUCAAGAAAAGCGAAGUGAUCUAACUAGUGAUGAAACGAUACGUUUUCGAUCGUAUCUACUCAGUCUCGGUAUUGACAAUCCAGUGACAAAAGAAUCCGCUGGCAGUCAAUAUCAUGUAUCUUUAGCAAGAGAAUUAGCAUCUGUUUUAGAAAAAGCAUUAAAAGAUACCAAUGGUAUAAUGACAUUGAGUGAUGCAUUUUGUCGAAUUAAUCGAGCUCGGGGCUAUGAAUUGAUUUCACCAGACGAUUUACUCAAUGCAGCUGUCCAUAUGGAAGAAUUAGACUUACCUGUUCGAUUACGUGUUCUAAGUUCGGGUAUAAAAAGUUUCGAAUUAACAAAUCGAAAUGAGAAGAAAGAUUUACAGGAAAUUACGGAACUUGUGAAAACAAUGAAAUCAAUGAGUGCUGAUCAACUAGCUAAUACUCUAGGCAUUCCGGUGAUUGUUGCUCGUGAAAGAUUAACUACUGCGGAAGCUAAUGGAUCACUUUGUCGUGAUGAUUCUAUUGAAGGACUUCGAUUUUAUCCGAACCUUUUUUGA